UGUCCCUUCCCCGACCCGAGUCCGAGGCGAGGGGGGGGCGCGACCACGAGCACUCGGGCUCCACGCGCGCGCCGCGACGCACGUGCUCGCGCGACUCCGUCCGACAACAACAAACAACGAUGUCAGCUGGCGACCUGUGACUCUACUAGUGUUGUGCAUUGUGUGAUACCGACUGUCAUGAUGAAGUGGUGCCUGGCGGUGGUGCUGGCGGUGUGCGCGCGCGCGCUGGCCGACGCCGCCGUGCGCACCUGCGAGCCCAUCAAGGUGGCGAUGUGCCGCGACAUCGGCUACAACCAGACCGGCAUGCCCAACCUGGCGCGCCACACGCUGCAGGCGGACGCCGACGUCACGCUGCAGACCUUCAGCCCGCUCGUGCAGUACGGCUGCUCCGAGCAGCUGCACCUGUUCCUGUGCGCCGUGUACGUGCCCAUGUGCACGGACAAGGUGGCGCUGCCCAUCGGCCCGUGCCGCUCGCUGUGCGAGGCGGUGCACGCGCGCUGCUUCCCCGUGCUCAGCGGCUUCGGCUUCCAGUGGCCCGCCGAGCUGGACUGCGAGCUGUUCCCGGCCGAGAACAACCACGAGCACAUGUGCAUGGAGGGCCCGGGCGAGCGCGCGGCGGGCGCGGGCGCGGCGGCGGGCGAGGCGGCGUGCCGGCGGCUGCGGCGCGCGCCCGCCUGGCUGUGGCUGCGCGGCGCCGGCCGCUGCGCGCAGUACUGCGACGCGGAGGUGCUGUGGGAGGCGGGCGAGCGCCGCGCCGCCGAGGUGUGGCUGGCCACCUGGGCCGCGCUGAGCUUCGCGUGCACGCUGGCGGCGGCGGGCGCGGCGCUGGCGUGCGGCGCGGGGGCGGGCGCGGGGGGUGCGGGGGCGGGGGGCGCGGGGGAGCGCGCGCUGGUGCUGGUGGCGCUGUGCCGGUGCGCGGCGGCGGCGGGCUGGGGCGUGCGCGCGGCGGCGGGGCGCGCGGCGGCGGGCUGCGCGCAGGACCCCGCCUCCACGCGCAUGCUGCUGGCUCACGACGGGCUCGCCAACCCCAACUGCGCCGUCGUCUUCCUGCUGCUCUAUUACUUCGGUCUCGCCGCUUCAGUAUGGUGGGUGGUAGUAGCGGGCGCGUGGCGGGCCGCGGUCCUGCGUCCGGCCUCGCUGCCGGGGGCCCCGCGGCGCGACCGGCACUCCUCGCUGCUGCAGCUCGCGGCCUGGGGCGUCCCGGCUGCCCUGGCCGCAGCCGUGCUCGUCACCCGGGAUGUGGACGCUGAUGAACUUACAGGAACGUGCUUCGUGGGCAACCAGUCGAGCAAGUCGCUGCUGGCGCUGGUGAUCGUGCCCGAGGCGAUCUGCCUGCUGCUGGGCGGCGUGUUCCUGGCGUCGGGGCUGCGGGCCGUGCUGCGCCGCGCGCCGCCGCCCCCGCCCCCCGCGCUGCUCGCCCCCGCGCCCGCGCCCGCGCCGCGCCCCGACCAGAGCGUGCUGCGGCUGGGGGCCUUCGCCGCGCUGUACGCCGCGCCGUCCGCCUGCAUCCUCGCCACCUACGUGUACGAGUACCUGUGGCGCGACGCGUGGCUGGCGGCGCCGGGCGCGCAGGGGUCGGGCCCGCAGCCCGCCUUCUGGGUGUUCCUGUUCCGCAUCUUCGCGUCGCAGAUCCUGGGCGUGAUGGUGGCCGUGUGGAUCGGCACGCCGCGGCUCAAGGCGCUGUGGCGGCGCGCCGUGGGCCCGCGCAAGCCCGUGAAGCCGCCGCCCGCGCCGCUCGCGCUGCCCGCGCACUGCUACGCGCACGCGCACACGCUGCCGCGCCACACGCACAAGUACAGCACGUACCGCCCGCCCUCGCACCACUACUCGUACCGCAAGCCGCGCCACUACCACUACUCCGCCGGGGAGACCAUACUAUGACCGCAGACAUAAGCUACAAUACGGAGUUCAAUUUACGUCUGCCUCCAGACUGCAUUUAGAUAGUUUGCUCGACUCGACUUGAAAAAGUGUUCAAGUGGACUGAUUAUAUGGACUACAUACCUACCGACCUAACGUGUGCCAUUGUUCGAGGGUUUAUCUAGGAUAAGGUAUGGUUAUUAAGACUGAAUUAUAAAUAACUGAUAAGUUUUUGCCUGCUGUUUUGCCUUAUUUUUUAUGACCGUGUAAAAAUCAACUGUUUAAAUUUUAUGAUCAGAAAACGAAAUAACUAGACCUAGACUGCAUUAAUGUAUAUUUACCUCACAGAUAACAUUUACACAGGGUGCUACUAAAGAGGGACAUAAUAAUAAAAU
Messenger RNA from Plutella xylostella (diamondback moth), 2252 nucleotides. It is a transcript of the gene fz4, whose product is annotated as frizzled 4. Gene Ontology annotation, biological process: canonical Wnt signaling pathway; non-canonical Wnt signaling pathway. Gene Ontology annotation, molecular function: Wnt-protein binding; Wnt receptor activity. Gene Ontology annotation, cellular component: plasma membrane. The record is from RefSeq and is a predicted model, not a curated record. NCBI's taxonomy places the organism in Eukaryota, Metazoa, Arthropoda, Insecta, Lepidoptera, Plutellidae.